Brienomyrus brachyistius is the source of this 1257-nucleotide messenger RNA. Its product is annotated as heat shock factor-binding protein 1. Gene Ontology annotation, cellular component: nucleus; cytosol. Gene Ontology annotation, molecular function: transcription corepressor activity. Lineage: Eukaryota; Metazoa; Chordata; Actinopteri; Osteoglossiformes; Mormyridae. Gene Ontology annotation, biological process: cellular heat acclimation. The record is from RefSeq and is a predicted model, not a curated record. The transcript is spliced from 4 exons. The coding region runs from base 127 to 360 and encodes 77 amino acids.
CCCAAUGGACUGUCUUUGCGGCUGCGCUUCCUGUAGCCGAGAGAGAAGUGCGGGGGGUAGCAGGACUCAUCUUUGGAUAUUCAUCAUUUUGCUGUCGGUGAACAGUACUCGGAGUCGGUGUGAGAAAUGUCUGAAACGGACCCGAAGUCUGUGCAGGACCUGACCGCGGUGGUUCAGACACUGCUCCAGCAAAUGCAAGAUAAAUUCCAAACUAUGUCCGACCAGAUCAUUGGCAGGAUUGAUGAAAUGAGCACCCGCAUUGAUGAUCUGGAGAAGAACAUCGCUGACCUCAUGACUCAGGCUGGUGUAGAGGAGGUCGAGGGGGAAAAUAAGGUCAAGGAGGGACAGGAUUCUCAGUGAAGAUUUCCAAGUCCCACUACGGAGGACCCAAGAAGGCUUUCUCAGUAGUAGUUUAUGACCUGUCUUUACUUUAUUUUGAUUGGAUAUGUUUGUAUUUUCAUGGAUUGAUGUAAUAACGGUUGUAAUCCUCACAUACGCCAAGUAUGUUAAGAAGUAGUAUUCUGAAGUUGAUCUUUUAGGGAGCUUUUGGAACCUGAGGGGAAAAACACUGAACUCUGAGAGUCCAAGACCAGUGAUGUCAGCUGUUGUCAUCACUGCAGCUGCUCCAUUCUCUCCUGCAGCACUGGCUUCUCGCACAGUGUUUGGAUCCUGUUGCAAAAACUAACGUGGCCGCCAGGCUGGGCGUUCACACCUUGGGACCAAUCAAAAGGCAUGCCCAGCCCCCUGUCACCCAGGUGUGGCACGAAGGUGAGCUGCUAAGAACAGCCCCCAGAGGGUACCAGCCACCAUGCUCAGGUCGUACGGAGAGUAGGAGCAGCAGAAGUGCAGUCUGCCUGUAGCCACCCAGUCAAAACCAGCAGCAUCGUAGUUGGAUUCAUAGCAGCCUGCCAGUUUAAUACCAGAUAGUGGCUGCAACACUAACUCCUUCAAACUGAGCAGUUCGUUCUUGUCAGUCUUAUGGGGCUUUUAUUAUUAUUGUUAUCAUUAAGGCUAAGAUUAUUAUUAUUAUUAUCAUUUUUCAAGACAUUUUUACCAGCUAUUACAUUAUCUUGUUUUAGUGCAGUGUUGUGGAGAAGCAUGUUAGUCAGCGGAUGUUGACAGCCACUUGUUAUUGCACUGUAGAACAAAACUGAAUACAUUUGGAGAUUUAAACUUUGUACUCCAAUUUGUUCAGUUCAUCAAAGUUAUGGAAGUGUUUCUAUACCCAAUAAACGCAGAGUUGGACUACAACAGGCA